GUAGUACUGGCGGUGGCGAUUGACCCUGCCGAACUACCUACUACUCUGGUCCGUACAUGGGUACCCACCGAAGUAACCCUAUGCAGGCGGCAUUUACGUAGACUUAGGAAGGAAACUAGCGAUAAAUAUGCUAACAAACUAAAACUAGUGAGGGCAGAGACAGUGUCGUCCAGUGAAACAGAAAAAGUUGAGGUACUAUCUGUCCAGGGACUGGUACAGAUGGACAAAGAUAUAAACAGCUCAAACAGAGAUUUAUACAUUGAUGCAAUAAAAACGAUUCUCCUGCCAAGCGGUAUUUUAAAAAAUUUUAAAAAUAUUCUUGCUAAUGCCGUUGUGUUAGCCUAUAACGUGGAUGGAGUGCAAGGCAAGUCGGCGCUGAAAGAUCUUAAGAAUUUUUAUGGAGUUUUGCUUGAUGCUAUAACUGUAGAGGCAGAGACUGGAUCAGCGGAAAUACAACUAAGAAAAGCUCUUCAGCUGCAAAAAAAACGACAUUUUAAAAAUAUAAGCAACAAUAACAACAACAAAAUAAUAGAUAAUAAUAACUCAUAAGGAAAUUAGACAAAUAAAAUAAGUGAAAUUGUCAACUGCACGAGCUUUUCUAAUUAUGUUCCUUGUU
This is a messenger RNA of Drosophila obscura, 616 nucleotides long. RefSeq lists its product as uncharacterized. The transcript has 4 exons. Bases 220 to 549 code for a protein of 109 amino acids. The record is from RefSeq and is a predicted model, not a curated record. Lineage: Eukaryota; Metazoa; Arthropoda; Insecta; Diptera; Drosophilidae.